Messenger RNA from Ceratosolen solmsi marchali, 2331 nucleotides. RefSeq names its product myotubularin-related protein 10-B. The record is from RefSeq and is a predicted model, not a curated record. The coding region runs from base 292 to 2271 and encodes 659 amino acids. Gene Ontology annotation, biological process: phosphatidylinositol dephosphorylation. Lineage: Eukaryota; Metazoa; Arthropoda; Insecta; Hymenoptera; Agaonidae. The transcript has 10 exons. Gene Ontology annotation, cellular component: membrane; cytoplasm.
UGGAUUGAACGUAUUAAGAGAAAAUCUAAGAUAAACGUAACUUCACAUUUAUUAUCAAUCGAAUAAGGAUUAGGGAAUAUUAAUUGUUUACCAAGUGACGUUUCUAUACUCGCAUUGCUCGUCUCUCUUUUAUAUCUUCAGGAACGAGAUUUCUACGUUAAAUAAUCGGUUUUUCGAUUUUUACGGAUUGCGAAAGCGUAAGCGACACAUCGAUUUAUUCUAAUUUUAACAAUUCUUACGAAUUUGAAGAAAAUUUAUACCGAAUGCAGGAAAGUCCUUACACUCUCUGCUAUGGAAAGCAAGAGUUGCAACAAUUUCAUAAGUUACGUCGGCUUCGAGGAACAUGAAAUGCAGAACUUAGGUUCCAGCAGACGUAAUUCAAUAAAUGAAAAUAGUAUUAAAUUAUUACCGGGGGAAGCUGUCGUUGCUAAAGGUCAAAAUGUCCUUAUGUUUGAACCAGUUAGUGAAUCGAAACAAGGAAUAUCUGGAGUAUUAUCGAUCACUAAUUUCAAACUUACCUUCGUCACUGCGGAUGAUAAUGGGGAUGACAUUUAUCAACAAAAUAAUCUAUACGGAUACACGGAUACGUGUUUAUCGAAUAUCGACACUAUAUACUUGCUUAUGGGGGACAAAAAAAGGAAACUUGUACCAGGAGCAGUGGUUCCAUCGAAAGUGAAAGGAAUAUUCAUUAUAUGUAAAAACCUAAGGACAUGGUCAUUUUCUUUUAAAUUUUCUCCAAUUGGCGAUGGAAAAAACGUGUUAAAUGCUUUACUUCAUCAUGCCUUCCCCACCAAGCAUCAUCUAUUAUUUGCUUAUGAAUAUAAGGAGCCAUAUUAUAGUAGCGUAGAUAAAGAAGUGCAGUUAUUUCGUAAUAUUACCGAUUGGCAGAAUGAAUUAGAUCGCACGUACAGUAGAGGUAUACAUUUGAAAAAUGGUUGGCGAUUAUCAACAGCAAACGUAGAGUUUCAAAUUUGUCCUAGCUUAUCAGAAUAUAUCAUUGUUCCUGCAUCAGUAACAGAUAGUCAAUUAUUUAAAGUAGCUCAGCAUUUCCAAGGUAGUCGUCCACCAGUUUGGUCUUGGUCAAAUGAACAAGGUGCUGCAUUAGUGAAAAUGUCCGAACUUUGUCCAAGUAUCACCGAAAGAACUCAAGAAAAUAUUAUGUUAGAAAAUAUUCGUAAGAAUCAUCCACGAAAAAUACAGCCUGUAAUUAUUGAACUGAACAAAGAUAUUAGCAUAAAGGCUGUGGCAUCGAGUUUUUCUAAAUUCGUCCACUUAUGUUCUCCAGAAAGCGUUAGACAAUUUUUAAUGCAAGAAAAUAAUUUUUAUUCUUUAUUGGAGAGUACGAAAUGGUUGAAGUACGUAUCAUAUUGUUUGCAAAAAGCUGUAGAAGCCAGUGAGCAAUUAAACAACGGAGUUCCAGUUAUAUUACAAGAAGGCGCCGGUAGAGAUGUCUGUUGUAUCAUUUCAAGUUUAGUUCAAUUAUUAUCGGAUCCAUAUUUCCGAACAAUAACAGGAUUUCAGAGCUUAUUACAAAAAGAAUGGGUGGCCGCUGGUCAUCCUUUUUGUGAUCGUCUUGGCCAUCUGAAAAAUGAUGGCUCGAAAAAAUCUCCGUUAUUUUUGCUGUAUUUGGACUGCGUUUGGCAACUUUGUCAACAAUUUCCAGCCGAAUUCGAAUUUACAGAAACGUAUUUAACGACAUUGUGGGACACGGCGCAUAUUUCAAUUUUUGAAACCUUUAUAUUUAAUUGUGAAAGAGAUCGUAUUAAAGCAGCUACAGAUCCAAAUACUCGUUUGGUGCUACGUAGUGUGUGGGACUGGAGGGAACAAUUCAAUGAGCAGGACAUCCUACUGUUCCACAAUCCCCUCUUUAAUCAUCCAGGAUCAUCGAGCCCCUCGUACGCAAAAGGCAAGUCAGCCUUCCUCAAACCCUUGUAUAAAAUAUCCUGCUUGGAGAUUUGGUCGCAAUGCUACUUUCGCUGGAUUCCCCAUCUGGUCAUCAACAACGGCGGUCAUAAUCAAAUUGAAAUGUAUGCAAGACUUCUGCAGAAUGACGUCGCUCAACUCCAGAUGGACAUCAAUGGAGGGGGCGGUAUCUCCUCGUCGCCCAUCGACAAAAUGUCAACUUACCUUCUGCAAAUGAACAUUAAUAGCUUCUAUCCGUUCAGUAACAAGAAAUCGGGAAAUACAGUCAGUACGCCCAUCAUCAACACGUCAUUCAUAAUGAGCGAGAGUAUGAUCGACGCAGAAAGUCUAUUGACGGCCCCUGACUGAUUGCCGUAACGGAAGCUCAAAAUGGAAUAACUUUUUUUUUUCUAUUCGUCGACUCUCCUU